CGAGUCGGAGGAGCGGAGAAGCGAUGGCGGUUUUCUCAUAGAGUUCACCAAGGCAAAGUUUAGCUUCUCUGAAAAAGUCUUUGAAUCUAAGCGAGAGGGGAAAAGCCGUCAAUUUUUGGAGUGCUGGUGAAUGACUAAAGUGCGCGCUGGACUGACUGCGAAGCGUUUACUGCUGUGCGUGCGCGCCCGUGACGUGUCCUUGGCGACGGCAGAAUUUUGGGAGCCGCAGUUACUAGUUUGUGAACUUCGGAGAGAGAGCUAACGCGUUAGCACGGCUCUUUAGCCCGCUAGUGUAAAGUGUUUCAAUUAAGUUUGCCAAAGAGUGUUUAUGUGGAGGAUUUGUACAUGUAGACAAGCAAGGUAAUUAGUAACUUAUCUUAGGGAGUGAAAUAAAUCGUGUGUGUAUUUAGCUUGAUUCAUUCGCUUGGGAUGAGCAGGUACUUUGCACCUGUAGCCUCACGGCUUGAAAACUCUCUUGACUUUCCCGGUUGGGUAUGUUGUUUACCUUAAUUUUUACAAACAUUAAAUUAGUUUGUACUUCUGGUUGCGCUGAAAUCGACAGGCUGAUAAUGUAGCUUUUAACGUUACUCUCAAAAGUAAACUAAAGAGUUAGCGUCGCAAAUAUUCCAGCUAAUGCUGAUGUCCCAGCUUCAGAGACACUUCGCACUCCAAGACUGGUUAUCUGGCUUGCGUGUGUUAACAAAGCAAUGCGUCUCUUAACCUCUAUUAAGCCGGAUUUAACCUGACCGACUCCCCAUUAAUGAUAUAAAGUCACCUGGCUGGGGUUCUUAGGAACUUUUUUGUGUGUACGUGUCAUCGAGGAAUACGACUACUGGACUAGUUUACUUAGAUUUGACAUCACGGCACCCUAUGGUGCUCCUGCAGGCACCGAGACAUGGAUGUUCCCCAGGCCGUUUUCCCAAACGGUGAGGGGCGCAUGAGCCUCCAAGACCAUGUCUGGAUGGAGUCCUCCAACUCGGAGGUUUGGGCUCACUCUGUCCCCGUGUGUCCCCGCUCGCUCUGGACCGCGGUGUUUGACUACGAGGCCAGCGGGGAGGACGAGCUCAGCCUGCGGCGAGGAGACGUGGUGGAGGUCCUGUCUAAGGACGCUGCCAUCUCGGGAGACGAAGGCUGGUGGACUGGUAAAAUUAACCAUCGCGUGGGCAUCUUCCCAUCUAAUUAUGUUACUUACCAACCAGUCAUUUACAGAGCGGUAGGGGAUCGCGAGAGUGACCCGUCCGCCCCUGUCCGGAUACCGUUUUCUGAACUUGUUCUACAAGAAAUCAUCGGCGUUGGUGGUUUUGGCAAAGUCUACCGGGGGACCUGGAAGGACCAGGAGGUCGCAGUGAAGGCAGCUCGACAGGACCCCGACGAAGACAUUAAAGCGACUGCAGACAGUGUUAAACAAGAAGCUAAACUUUUCUCGAUGCUUCAACAUCCUAAUAUUAUUAAACUAGAGGGGGUGUGUUUGGAGGAGCCUAACCUGUGUCUGGUCAUGGAAUAUGCCCGAGGAGGGACUCUCAACCGCGCUUUGACGGGCAGAAGGAUCCCCCCUCAUAUCCUAGUGAACUGGGCCGUCCAGAUCGCCAGAGGCAUGCAGUAUCUCCACGAGGAGGCUGUUGUUCCCAUUAUUCACCGAGACCUCAAAUCCAGCAACAUUUUAUUACUUGAAAAAAUUGAGAAUGAUGACAUUGGUCGAAAAACCCUGAAGAUUACUGACUUUGGCCUGGCCCGUGAGUGGCACAAAACGACCAAAAUGAGUGCAGCUGGCACUUAUUCCUGGAUGGCUCCUGAGGUCAUCAAGUCCUCUCUGUUUUCCAAAGGGAGUGAUGUCUGGAGCUAUGGAGUCCUCCUUUGGGAAUUACUGACUGGAGAGGUUCCUUACCGUGGCAUCGACGGUUUGGCAGUUGCCUAUGGAGUGGCUGUCAACAAAUUAACCCUUCCCAUUCCAUCUACCUGUCCCGAGCCUUUUGCCAAGCUCAUGGAGGAAUGCUGGGAGCAGGAUCCCCACAUCCGCCCAUCCUUUGCUUCCAUCUUGGAGCAGCUGACUGCCAUAGAGGAGGCUGUGAUGGCCACCAUGCCGCAGGACUCCUUCCACUCAAUGCAGGAGGACUGGAGAGUGGAGAUUCAAGAAAUGUUUGAUGAGCUACGCACUAAAGAAAAGGUCAAUUUUCAGCAUAAAAUCACAGUUCAGGCCUCUCCGACUAUGGACAAGAGAAGAAGCCUCAACAGCACCAACUCCAGCCCCCCCAGCAGCCCUACACUGAUCCCUCGCCUCAGAGCCAUUCAGUUGAGCCACCCAAGUGACACUAGCCGAAGGGGCAGUAUGUUUGUGUAUCACCAGUAUGUGGAUAUCACAAGCGAGUGUAAACCUCCUAGCGGGUUUAGGAAGAAAGUGACCCUGGAUGAGAGCAACAGGACAUGGGGUCGAAGCACCAAUUACAAACCUGAGGAGUUUGAAGAUGUUAAGAAAGGGUUUAAGAAGAAGGGCUGCACAUGGGGACCAAGCUCUGUGCAGACCAAGGAAGGAGCAAAUUGUACUGAAAGAGUUCGACCUCUUUCAGAUGGAAGCAGUCCCUUGUCCACUAGUCUUAUGAAGGCCCAGAAAUCUGUUCCAUUGGCAGCAUUAUUUGCGGAGCAGGGAACCAAUAAAGAUGAAGUAUGUUCUGCUGAUGGAUCUGACAACAAACCAAAGCAACUGAAGUUCCCCAACCAGGUUUAUAUUGAUCUACCUCUGUGGAAAGAUGAACAGGGAGAGAGCCAGAGGCCGGCUGGUGGAGGUGAGAGCCAGGAAGACCCAACAACAUCCACGAGUUCCACCAGCACCACACCGCAGCACACACCCACCAACAGCCUGAAGUGCACCACCACACGCCGGCGCACAGAUGCUGUUCUCUAUGGCUGUGCCUCCAUCCUGGCAUCUGUAGCAUUCGGCUUCGACCUGUGGGAGGUGUGUAAGGGUGCUGCUAAUGAGGAACCAGAGCCACGUGAGGAGAAGAAAAAACGAGAGGGCCUGUUUCAGCGUGCCACUCGCUUCCGCCGCAGCACCAGCCCCCCUGGUGACCGCUCACGCAAGGAUGAGGUUACCGCAGGACCCGUAAACCUACUCGCCAUGUCAUCGAUUUCUGAGUGCAACUCCACCAAGUGCCUCCUGCAGUCAGAUUUUGAGGGGUCUGGGUAUAACCCACUGAACGAGACUCCAGCUAGCAAUUCCCAGACACAUCAGCAUACAGGCACUAGUGAUGUUCUUCCCUCUGCCCCUGUACAAGAUCAUACUUCUGGAUCCAACUCUCGGCUUAGGAGAAAGAAGUCCAGCCCUGCUGUGUGUCAGACCAUUAAUGGCAACAGUAACUUCCAGGCCAGUCCACCUGAUUCCUCUACCACUUCCCUGAAAAAGAAGGCUGACAGAGAGCCUGCUCAAGAGAAGCAAGCCUCCGGGGAAUCAGUAUCUAGACCCAGACCGCUUUCGCUAAGAAGCAAACCUCACUCCUGGGCUCUUCUAAAGAGCCGCAAUAAGAGCUAUUCUCUCGGGCACUACUCUGGGGAGAAGAGUGCCCAAAACUUGGACAUGGUCCUCCCCUCAGAGGUCAAAAUGGGCUGCUCUUUGCUGGAUAUGGACACAGAGGGUCAAAAACGAGACUGCACAGUUCCCCUCUGUCGAAUACAGAGCACACCAAGUCGACCGUCUGUCUUCGAACUGGAGAAGAAGUUUUUAUCCUGAAAUAAGCUGCAUCUGGAACAGUCUUACUUUUGUCUUGAAUCUGUCUGUUCAACAUGACAUUUAGUUGGUUUGGUGUUUUUUUCCCCAAGAUUAACAUGGCCUUUGAUCAAUAUUUGAGCCAUUGCUGCUAGAGAUAUUCUGUGGUACUUUUAUAUGCUGUUUACUUUGAUAUGUAAUUUAAUAUGAAGUGACAUAUAUGAAGUGAAUGAUCAGCAUUCCACUGAAUUUACAGUUAGAAUUGCUGGUUUGUAGUUUUUACAAAGUGACUUGAAUUGUAAACCUUUUACACUGAUGAGCAAGAUCUCAGAUUCUGUUAGAAACUACUGAUUUUUAAAGUGUUCAGGCAUUCUUGUCAUUUGAUUUCAUAUCACGUAAUGUCAUAUGAAAGGCAUAAACAGGGCCCACAGUGUUUAUAUAAAUAAUAAUAGUUGUACAGAUGAAGUGGCAUAGCUAAUGUAGCUAACAGACCUCGUGUUUGCUAGCUCAAACAGCGCUUCAAGUUCCCUAGCUCAUUAUUUUUCCUGUACUAAUACAUUACAUUUUCAGGGUUUUGUCUUUUAUGACCUGUUUGAAAUUGAUUCCUGGUGGUCAGCAUAAUUUCUUUCUGAUCAUUUUUUGGAACAUUAUUUUUUUCGUAAAGUUAUAUUGGAUAGACACCUUAUGGACUCUCUCCUUUUAUAGCUUUAAGUCAGAUGCAUUUUAUCUAAUUAUGUCUUUUAGAAGUGUACACAUGCCUAUAGCUUUUUAGGUUGCAUAACCCAAAUGAGAAGCUAUAUAUAUAUAUAUAUAUAUAUAUAUAGGUGGUUCAUUAUGCUGCCAAAUAGUGAUAAAUGAAUUAGCUAUAUUGUUAGUGUCUAUCAAUAUUGCUAUUAUUUCACAAAUCAUUCCAGUCUAUACAAACUCUGAAAAAUGAAUUUAACUAAUAGAUUUGUUAAGCACCAGGAUGCUACUUAAAAACUGUUACCGUCUGAGUAGCUUGUUUUUGAGUUUUACACUGCUGUAGGUUCACUAAAAGUUUAAAAUAAUAAUUGAUUAUAUGACGUGAAAUCAAGAUUUGGUGUACCUUUCCUUAAAAUAUACUUCAGCUUGAACUGUGUGUAAGUGAUUUAAACUUUUUUAGCUGUCAUUCUAUAUAUUCAAACUGUUUUCUUAAUCAUUACCCUGUGUAAAAGACUGAAUUAUACGCUUGUUCAUUGUCUACUGUGGACUUCAGUAUCUUGCGUUUCCAUUUUCUCUCUGUGUGUCACUUAAAAUAUUGUUUUGUAUCUUCAAGAUGUGGAGAUUGAGAUUCAGAACAUGCUUAAUUGAACAAAUUGAAAGAUUUUGUGCUUGUAGGGUGUCAAAUGGAAGAGUACUGUACUCUUAGUUUGCUGGAAAAGAUGUGUUUGAGAAACAACUCGGUAUUGAAAAGCUUGUUAUAGUAGGGACUAGAAUUAUUUACUGUAAUUAUAUCAUUCAGGAUAAAUGUAUUGUCUGUUCAGGAAUAAUCACAGGUUUUCCCACUGCCUCCUGUUCAGAAAACAGCCAUUAUGUGGUGAUGUUUUGAAGGAAGAACAAAAUAUGUUUUGUAGCACUGGAAUUUUUGAGUCAUGUAAUGAUGAUUGUUCAUUACAUUUAUGCUGUUAUUGUUUUAAGACAUGAUGAUUACCGUUAGUUUAGAUAUGCAGCUGCACAUUAGGAUUCAUAAGAACAAAGGACUUGGAGAGAUAUUGUGGUGCCUCCUUUUUAUGUCUUGAAAUGAUCAUUACUAGAUGAAGUAAUAAUAAUAUGAUGCCUGUUUUUGAAGAAUUCAUCUGGUGUUAUUGUCUAAGCACAAUCAUUUCUCUUAUUAUGGGAGAACUGCAGAGAUCAGACCUUUUUUUUUUAAAGCAGUUUUAUUUGGACCGAUUCCCAAACGUGAAGGACACAGAUGUGUGAAUGACAGAAAACCUUUAGAGAAAGCAACAGAUGAUUUAUGUUUUCACCAAAGUUGAAGUCUUGGAUUGUGAAAUGAUUUUGAAAGAUUGUUACAUGGUACACAUGCACUGCUAAUAGUUUUACUGGUUUGCUUUUUAGUGUCUGCACAGUGUAUGCUCUAUUGAGCUCUGUUUUUAUCCAAUGUUUUACCCAUGUGACCAGUUUAAAUUUAUGUUAAAAGCUGUUCUGUUCAGAUGUGGACUGGUUAUUUGCUCCAGGAGGGCUCAAAGAAAAAAGGGCUGAGCCCAGAAUCAUCUCAUUUAUAUCAAAUCCUACUAUUUUAAUGUACACAAGUGACCAAUAAAUACUUUAUACAACAUUUAAGCAUUGCUUUUAUAAUUUAUUUCGUUUUACUUUCAGUCAUAUGCUGCAACCAUUUAUUUGUUGCGUUUCAACACUGUAUCAUAAUAUUUAACUACUUCUGUUUGGUGUUCAGUUCUCAGCCCUAAACGUGACUAUUAGUUCAUGUUUUUAUUUUCAUAAUUCGUUAGCCUUAAAGCUGAAGCGUGCAUGUAUUUUAAU
Sinocyclocheilus anshuiensis is the source of this 6199-nucleotide messenger RNA. RefSeq names its product mitogen-activated protein kinase kinase kinase MLK4-like. The transcript is spliced from 10 exons. Gene Ontology annotation, biological process: protein phosphorylation. The record is from RefSeq and is a predicted model, not a curated record. Gene Ontology annotation, molecular function: ATP binding; JUN kinase kinase kinase activity; protein binding. NCBI's taxonomy places the organism in Eukaryota, Metazoa, Chordata, Actinopteri, Cypriniformes, Cyprinidae. Bases 896 to 3721 code for a protein of 941 amino acids.